This is a messenger RNA of Solanum verrucosum, 3292 nucleotides long. Its product is annotated as ubiquitin carboxyl-terminal hydrolase 2-like. Gene Ontology annotation, biological process: protein deubiquitination. Gene Ontology annotation, cellular component: nucleus; cytosol. The transcript has 3 exons. Gene Ontology annotation, molecular function: zinc ion binding; cysteine-type deubiquitinase activity; cysteine-type endopeptidase activity. Lineage: Eukaryota; Viridiplantae; Streptophyta; Magnoliopsida; Solanales; Solanaceae. The record is from RefSeq and is a predicted model, not a curated record. The coding region runs from base 100 to 3132 and encodes 1010 amino acids.
CCCCACACCACAACCCCAAUGAUGAGUCAGUUGAUAAAUUCUUUGAAAAUUAACUGAAGAAAUCUCUCACCUUUUUUCUCCAUAUAGUUUUUGGGAAUAAUGGGGAAAAAGGCUAAGAAAAAGGCUAGAAGUGGUGUCAAGGAGACACGGAAUCCUGUUGCAUCUGCAAAUCGUAUUGAUGAAAAGAUCAGUCCGAAUAUUGAAACUCAUGAUGAUGCAGUUUCUGUUGUAAAUGAUAGAAAAGGAUGUCCACAUGUUGAUAAGGUUAUUGAUGUGGACAAAGUCUCUGCUAAACUUAAGUCUUCGAAACCUGUUAGGUGCGAAGAUUGCAAGGAAGGAGUAGCUGAUAGACACGCUAGUAGGACGAAAGGUAAACAAGGAAAAAAGAAGGGAAGUGCAGAUCCCAAGCAGAAGUCUAAAGCCAUUUGGGUCUGUUUAGUAUGCGGUCAUUUCUCGUGCGGAGGUGUUGGGUUGCCUACUACACCUCAGAGCCAUGCAGUUCGGCAUGCGAGACAAUACCAUCACCCUCUCGCUGUACAGUUUGAAAAUCCUCAACUGCGCUGGUGUUUUCUGUGCAACACACUACUUCAUGCUAAAAAAGUAGAGGAUGGCAGUGAACAAAAAGAUGUACUUGAGGACAUUGCAAAGAUGAUUAAAAGGCGUCCGUCUGAAGGGCCUACUACUGAUGUGGAAGCUGUUUGGUUCAGGAGUGGGAGUGUCACUAGCGAAAUUAAAUCAGAAGCUUCUGCUUCUAUAAGUGCUGAUGGAAAAGGUGGUUGUGCCAUUAGGGGAUUGGUUAAUUUAGGGAACACAUGUUUUUUCAAUUCAAUAAUGCAGAACCUACUGGCAAUGAAUAGACUACGGGAUUACUUUCUUAAGUUUGAUGGUUUUGCUGGUCCUCUUACCGCUGAUCUGAAGAAGCUCUUUACUGAUACAAGCAAUGAGGCUUCGUUGAAAGAAUCUGUUAAUCCAAAAUCUUUGUUUGGUUCAUUAUGUACCAAAGCUCCACAGUUUCGAGGAUACCAACAGCAGGACAGUCACGAAUUGCUUCGUUGUUUACUUGAUCGUCUGUGUACUGAGGAAUUGACCUGUAGAAAGCAAAUCAAAUCUUCUCAGGAUGGCGGUAAAUCCCUGAGUUCAUGUCCAACAUUUGUCGAUGAAAUCUUUGGUGGUAGACUCUCUAGCACUGUUAGCUGUCUUGAAUGUGGGCACACUUCAGUAGUCUAUGAGCCAUUCUUGGAUCUCUCAUUGCCUGUUCCGACUAAAAAACCUCCUUCUAAAGAAGCUCAAUCAGUCUCCCAUGCCAAAAUAUCAAAACCUCCAAAGAGAAGUGGAAAAGUUCUUCCUAAAGUUAGCAGAGAUGCAGCUUCUCUCAAUUCUCAAGGAAAUGGAGAGAAAUCUCUCAGCCAUGUGCAUCCUAGAGUACCUGUCACUGAAGGAAUGAUACUUCCUUCUGAUACAUCGCUAGAAUCCAUUGAUGCUGGUGUUAUGGCUGAUAAUACGGGUUUAACUUCACAGGACUCAUGUUUCACUCAGAAGCCCCGUAAUGAGGAAACUUGCGAGGGUGUGACUAGGCAGUUGGCUACGGUGGAUGACUCGACAUGGUUAGAUUUUCUCGAACAGGAUACACUGCCAAAUGGUGAUGACGCAGCUUCAGAAGUUGAUCACAUCCUGACUAAUCAGGGUUCUGAAACUGGAUCUGUUCAACCUGUUGACCCUUUGCAAAAUAAUCUGGAUGCUGAUACAGAGAUGAAGUUGACAUGUACAGACAGCACUCGUUCUCCUAAUGAUUUAAUGUGUUUGGAUGACCAAGGACAAUCCAAAUCACCAGACCGCAAUAUAGCUUCUGAAUUCAGUAAAAAAUUACUGAUUAAAGAAUCUGGAAAGAUCAGCUCUGUGGAUUCAAAUCUUGGAACAGAUUCAUGUACGAGGCUAUCGGAAGAUGAAGCCCCAUUACAACUACAAGAGUCAGAGAUUCUGUUACUUCCAUACAAAGAAGUAACCUCAACUGCUGGUGACAUGUUAAAAGAAGGUUGUGAGGUAUCCUCAGCUGCUGUUGGUUGGGAAGAAGAUUCAUUGGACUUGGAUGGUGUUGGAGACUUAUUUAAUGAACCUGAGUCUGAUGCACAGUCUUUGUGCAAUGCUGCUGUUUCUCAGUCCAAUGGACUGAGAGAAACUAGUUUUACUGUUUCAAACAUCAGCGUGUCUGAUCCGGAAGAGCUUGAUAAUACAGAUGCUCCUGUAUCAGUGAAGAGUUGUUUGGCUUAUUUUACGAAGCCCGAGCUUCUUUCCAAAAGUGAACAUGCUUGGCAAUGUGAAAAUUGCACAAAAGUUCUAAAAGAAAAGAGAAUGAGAUCUAAGAAUAAAUUGACGAAGCCUAGAUCACAUAGCAUGGUGAAUGGACAUCAGGACAAAAAUUCAAAUGGUGUGUCUUCUUCAGGAACAUCUCCUCUGCCUGAACUGAGAACUCAUAAUGGAAUUACAGACAAAGAUGCGUUAGAAACUUUUGAGGACAGAUUAUUGACCCCAAAGGGAACCAGCCCUCGAGGUGAUCGAGAUUCAGUGUCUUCACUAUUGGAAAAUGGCACACGGGAAAAUCACAGUGCAACUAGCAGUCAAGUGAAUAGAGACUAUCAGACCAAUAAAGUUCAACUGCUGGAAGCUCCGCUGAUUUCUGCUAUAUCUGAAUCUGAAGAAAGUGAGAAUGAGGAGACAGACUUUAAAAGAGUUAGAGUUGAAAGAGAUGCAACUAAACGGAUCCUAAUUGAUAAGGUCCCUCCUAUUUUGUCAAUUCAUCUAAAGAGGUUCCGUCAAGAUGCUCGGGGGCGCUUGAGUAAGCUGAGUUGCCAUGUCAAUUUUAGAGAUGCAGUUGAUCUGAAACCAUAUGUUGACACCAGGUGUCUGCAGAAGGAUACAUACAAAUACCAGCUUAUUGGUGUAGUAGUACAUUCGGGGACGAUGAGGGGAGGUCAUUAUGUUGCAUAUGUUAGAGGAGGUCCCAAGAUCACAGGGAAAGACGAGAACGCGGAAGAUUUUGUGUGGUAUUAUGCAAGUGACACUCAUGUUCGUGAGGUUUCAUUAAAGGAUGUUCUUCGCUCUGAGGCAUACAUUUUAUUCUAUGAAGAAACUUGAUAUAAAUUUCUUAAUUUAUGAUCAUUUUUGGGCAUACACACACAGAAGUAAAGGGUGGGGAGAGUGAGUAAUCUCCAGUAUCAACACCCAUUUUUUAUUUUCAAAUUUUGAUGUGUAAUUGAUUAAGGAAGUUACUCAUUUUAGAAUGUACUUUUUUAAG